AAAAAAACCGCCGGUAGAGGGAUGCGGCCAUUCGUCUUGAUGGGAAGCGAUAACAAGUUAUGAGUUAGAUAUUAUCAUUAUCUUCCUAAUUUUCGAGUCAAUGGAUGAAGAAGAUUCUUUAGAAUUACUCUUAGUGAAGGUGACUAAUCCACUGGUAAAACCGAACAUAGAAACACUCCAGGCAGUAUGUUUACAAUUGGACAAGGAGGAAGAUGGUCCGCAGACUUCCCUUCGUUUCCUCGCUCAUAAAAUACAAUCACCUCAAGAACGGGAAGCCAUGUUAGCUCUUUUUGUAUUGGAAGAAAUGGUCAAAAGAUGUAGCUCCAAGUUUCAUAACGAAAUAGGAAAAUUUCGUUUCUUAAACGAAAUGAUAAAGGUUGUUUCUCCAAAAUAUAUGGGAAACAAAGCCUCGUCAAAUGUAAAAAAGAAGAUUGUAGAGUUGAUGUUUAAGUGGAGCAUGGAGCUUAAGCACGAACCAAAGAUAUUCGAAGCAUAUCAGAUGUUAAAACGUCAAGGAGUCGUCACCGAAGAUCCAGUGGGCGUCUUGGAGGAUUACACUCCACCCAAUCCGCCACCUCCCAGGCCCAAGAAUGACAUAUUUGAAGAUGAAGAAAAAUCGAAGUUGUUACAAAGGCUAUUACAGAGCAGGAAUCCGGUGGAUCUGCAAGCGGCUAAUCAGCUCAUCAAAACUAUGGUCCAGCAGGCGGAUAAGAGAAUGGAGCAGAUAGCGAGGCGAGCCAACGAAUUAGAAACUGUACAUAAUAAUGCUAAAGUAUUGACAGAUAUGCUUAAUAAUUACAAACCAGAGGAAACCUCUAACGAAGAGAAAGAAUUGAUGAAGGAAUUGUACGAAAGUUGUGAGAGAUUGAGACCAAAACUUUUCAAAUUGGCGGGAGAAGUGGACGAGAACGAUGAAGGAUUUGAGGAUCUGCUCAAAGCGAAUGACGAAUUAACGGCAGUGAUCAACAACUACAAGAAGAAAAUCGGCAUUAAUGACGUUGGGGCCACAAAUGGCGAAAGUGCAAAGGAUAGUUCAAAGAAUGAAUUGUCUCUGAUGGAUCUUAGUUCUCCAACACAAGAAGCAACUGUAGAUACUCACAAAGAUGCUAUCAUACUGGAUGAAGAAUUACUCGCUUUAGGUUUGAAUGAUUCUUGUGUUGCACCCGUUAGCAAAAAUUCAUUGGAUGCCACAACUAAAAAGGUUGAAAGCAACCAAAUGGAUUUGAGGCAAAUUUUUUCUUCUGCUAUUAUCGACAGUAAUUCUCCUAAACCGAGCAUGGACGGCACCAGCAGUCUCCUAGCCAACACGUCCGUGGAAAGUAGCAUGCCAUAUGCCACGAUACCUUCGUCGUCAUCCAGCGUGCCAAACAUCACGCCCGUGGUGCCCCUGUUGCCAGCCGAAAUCAAACCCGUUCCAUUCAGUACUAUUUUACCACAGGAAACGGCUACCGUUAUGAAAGCAGUAUCUGCCUCUUCGGCGGUCUCGCAUCUAGUCGGUAAAAGCGAGGACAAACUAGUUACGAAUUCAUUUAAUACUCAAGAAAAAAUCUCUUCCUCCGCUUCAAAGGCUUUUGAAGAUUUGGAUGCUCUCGGACAAUCUCUCCUGAAACAAAGCCUGCCACCUAACGUGCCAUUAAAAGCAGAAUUUCCAAGUACCCCUCAAAAAUUACCGAUGAAUAAAAUUCAAAAACAAGAUACCUCAUCACCAAAUUCUCCCGUACACUCGAGGUCGUCGUUGACUCUAGUCAAUAGUCAACCUUUGAUAGGCAAUUCCUCGCUACAAAAUUCAAGAGACUCUCCUUCAAAAAGUCCCUUGCACGAUACAUCAAUACUGAAUGAUAUUACAGUUCCGUUAGAAACAAUUAAACCAGGAAACACUCCACCUCUUCCGUUACACGAGAAAAAUGGAGUGUCAGUCGUAGUGCAUUUUGGUAAAGAUAGUCCAGUGCCUGAUGUUUUUGUUAUGGUUGUGUCAACUCUAAGUCAGAAUGCAAAUCCUGUAAAGAAAUUUAGUUUCCAUGCAGCAGUACCAAAGAAUAUAAAAGUCAAAUUACAACCACCCUCGGCAACGGAUCUCCCGUCUUACAAUCCGAUACUUCCACCCGCCGCCAUUACCCAAGUCAUGCUGAUUGCUAACCCAAACAAGGAAAAAGUUCGUCUGAAGUACAAAAUUAUGUAUACGAUUAACGAAGAAACUUUCUUGGAUAUAAAUGAAGUCGACAACCUGUUUGGAUCGAGGUGACCGGUUCGAGUCCGGAACUCCUUUCGUCCGGCCGCCGAGGUCAUCACUUCAAUCUUUGUAUUUGGGUCACACUAUAGCCGCUAAAAUCCUCGACGCCACGUCGGCUCGGUAUAGUUAAUAUCUUAUACCGGCAAAGAAUGUAGUGAUUAAAUUUAUAUUUUAAGAGGCACCGAUGCACUAGAAUGCAAUUUUCGGAGACGAGAGAAUUCCCACACCUCCCCAUAAUUUUUGUUGAAACUGUGAUAUAAUUUAUAUAAAUCAAAAUAAGCCAUUGUUUGACAAAGAAGCAUUCCUCCUCUCGAUUAAUUGUUGUUUCCUUAGUUAUGAUGUUAUCAUGUAAAUAUCUCGACCGACUUCGGCUACUUUCUCAUAUGGAUGUAUAAAAUUCUUUAAGCCUCACGAGAUGCAUUGAUCAAAAAAUAUAUUAAAUUUGUGUUAUUUUUUACAUAUUUGAUUUUUCUUCACAUUUCUUGUAUGUAGUAGUUGUAAUAAAAAUGUUAAAACAC
Messenger RNA from Centruroides sculpturatus (bark scorpion), 2748 nucleotides. Its product is annotated as ADP-ribosylation factor-binding protein GGA1-like. Gene Ontology annotation, cellular component: trans-Golgi network. The coding region runs from base 101 to 2242 and encodes 713 amino acids. The record is from RefSeq and is a predicted model, not a curated record. Gene Ontology annotation, molecular function: phosphatidylinositol binding; ubiquitin binding; small GTPase binding. Lineage: Eukaryota; Metazoa; Arthropoda; Arachnida; Scorpiones; Buthidae. The transcript has 16 exons. Gene Ontology annotation, biological process: intracellular protein transport; vesicle-mediated transport.